Messenger RNA from Rhipicephalus microplus (southern cattle tick), 5954 nucleotides. RefSeq lists its product as uncharacterized. The record is from RefSeq and is a predicted model, not a curated record. Lineage: Eukaryota; Metazoa; Arthropoda; Arachnida; Ixodida; Ixodidae.
UGGAGCCCGACCGACAACGCGUUGCAGCCCGACGAUCGGGUGUCGUCGUUCCGCGUCUCGGUUGGUUCGCGAAGCGAACGAAGAAAAAAAAAAAAAAAAAGACCGCGCAGCCUCUCCGCGUUGAUCGUGACCGAGCGAGCAUUUGAGUGCGCAACGCCGACGGUGUGUCGUCGCCGCUGCCGCCGUGCGACCGACCAACACGAUGGAAUAACAGCUCAUCGGAAGCAGUGUCGCCGACGAUCGGGCUAGAAGCCGCGGGCCGCCUCUUUGUCCCCAACAGCACAACUCUUCAGGGCUGUGCGUGCUCUCUCGGCUUGUCGCUCGCAAAGGUACACGCUUGCCCCUCCUGCUGACCGCUAAGUCCCAAUCCCAGCCGCCGCAAUGAUUUUCGGCAUCAUCUUGGGCAUCGUACUGUUCGUCGGCAUCAGCAUCGUGCUGAUCGCUCUGUACGUCGCCUUUAAGCGCUUCUGCUCGGACUCCAAGGACUAUGGCAUGAUCAACGCCAACUCGAACAUCAAGCACGGCCGCCUAUACCCCGUGCUCAACUACAAGGACUGCGACGACGAUGGGCCCGGGGGUUCGGGCUCGACCACGCAGUGCCUGGACAACCACGACCUGGACGUUCCCGACAUCAAGGUGCCCGGAAGCCCCGGCGCCGACCACCACGAAGACAUGAGUUGCAUGCCGCUGACGGCGGACAAAGAGCCGGACUACGCGACGCCCGUGAGCCUCACCAAGCCGUACGGACCCCCACCUCCGGUGUCCAACAGUCAAGACCACCAUACCGAAGGUGCCGCCGCUGCUACCGCCUCGUCUUCGACCUGGAAGCCGCCUGAGGAACACAGUGCUGUGAGCCACGUCAACGAGGGCUUUCACGGAGGUCCGUCCGAGCUUUCCAGUGGGGGCGGCGGCACCGGGUUCGGAGCUCGUGCUGCCGUUCACAAUGCGGAUGAAGACGGGGAGGAGUAAAUCAUGGCAUGAUGCAUGAUUUGCUUGAGGCAAUUCUGGUGCUGCGAUUGUCUAUAUACACCGUGGUAAUGAUGGUUACAGUACUUGGAGUUGUCUCAUAUUCCUGCAUAUUUCUUUCUAACUUUCUUUUAAGGCUAUUCAUUUGCGUAUUUCCAGAUUUCAGAAAUACUUGUCCUUCCUUAAGCUCAGCAACGGGACAAGCCAAUACGCAAAUAACUAAACAUUCUUUGUGGAUUGUUUUACUUGUAGCGUAGUAUGUUGGAACCAAGUUUACAGUAUCACAGAGCCAUUUGAAACCAAGAAGACAAAGCUAAAGCUAAAGUACUCUAAGCAUCGUUACCACAUAAUCUUACUCGCCGAACUGCCAAUUAACUCUUUCACAGCGCCAGACUUUCCUCCAGAACGUUGUAUGGAAGAACGUUGUAUGGGAAACGUUGUGUGGGCGUGACUGUGGUUUUCAACUUUCGGGAUUUUCCAUGCGGAGGUCGUACGUAUAUGAGUACAUUGUCGAAGCCCGCCAUCUUCUCAGUUUUGAUUGGCUCGCGUGGCUGCUGCGGGCUUUCUGGUCGGUUACGAAUGGUUUCAUUGCAAGAUUUGCUCUAAGAUGCCUUGAGAAUAACGACACGAAGACGGGCCAUGAAACACUCCCUUGAUGACGUAGUUGUCACGUGCGGUUUUGUGUACGCUGAAGGUUUCUGUUUUUUACUACUAUUACAACUGCUAACAUGAUAAGGUAAUAUAUAUUGAAGGAUAGUUUGCAACCACUGUUGUUUUCUUCGACACUGUUUCUGUCCAUAUUAUCUGCUAUCGUCACUGUGACGUGAAAUAGCGAUCGAAUGACGAAGCAAACACUAAAAAAGUGAAUCGUUAAAAAAAAAGAAACACAGCACCCCAGUAAAGCCGCGGUGUUGCGCCUUUGAACGGCGCUGCUGGAACCCUGAUUUAAGCUCUGCCAUUUUGUUGAAGACAGUCCAUCAAUCGUUUUCUUUAUACAUUUGUUACCUGGGUACGACUGUAUUCUUUUUGUAAAGAAUGUAAACGUGGACAGGUGUUCCAGUUUUCCCAACAUUCCUCCUAUGUGCCACAUUGAAACAUCAUGGCCUGACCGAAAAAAAAAAAAAACUUCAUUCGUGCCUCUUACAGCUUGAUGGCUUUGCGAGAUCAGUCAUGUAAAGUCAGCAGCUGAGUCGUUGUGGUCGGCAUACAUCAAAACUUCGUCACUGCUUUCAAACUCCUUCACGAAACAUUCGCAAAGGCUCACAGACAUCGAAGUGUUGUAAUCUAACAUCUGGAGAAGUGUAAUAUGACCUGUGCUCACACUCAGCGUUGAGAGACGUCAUGUGACGAAAUGUCUCGCGUGUGUGUUUGUUUCAAUGCGUAUUUUACGAUAUACUUUACUAAACAUAAGUUAUGACCAUUGUUUUUUUUUUCAUUCGCUGAGCAAUGAAAUGAGAACUCGUGAUAAGCUCACCCGCUUUAAUGCCAAACUACUGCCACACCCUCUAUGUAUUUACAAUACAAAUACUUGUGGUUACAGCGCGUUUUCGCUCUAAUCUUAACCCAAGCGUAAAGCUGUCAGUCAUUUAUACUCGUUUCUUAUGUACUGACACAACGUGGGGGUGACUGUAGGCUGAUUAAUAUCGCCGUCACACUCACAUUGUAAAGCACGAAUUCGAGAUUCAGUAUUACAGUUACCCUCGCCAUGUUGCUCGAAGCGCUUUACUGUAGCACGUUAUUGCGCUCAUGAACUAUACAAAUCAUUUACGGUUGCUUUCAGAGGUCACUGAUAUUUAGGCCGAAAGCCUGGCAACUUUCUUCACAGUGUACUCAUUUGCUGUUUUAGCUUCGCACUCGCGUUUAUAUAUCUAUGUUAAGUAAACUCGCUAAUGAAAGGGGAGGGGUUAAUUCUCGAAUUCAGGCGUCGGUUCCUUCGUUGAUUCGUAAUUGCAAACAAGGAUGAAGUUCAUCACAGGACCGAGCCUUGAAGAACUGAAACGGAAAGCUUUGGGCAGGGAGUGACCGGGGGGAGGGGGGGGGGGGGGCAGGUGGAAACGUUGGCUUUAGCCACACCCUGUCUUCAAAGAGCAUUCAUUCAUUGGUUAGAAGCGACAAAUGUCCCUCCGAACCAAUAAGGGACCUUUGGAGGUGGGGAGAAACAGACUAUAUAUAACUGGCCGUGGUUGCGACCACUUUGUAGACCUUGCAAGAAAUUAGCCGCAAGGUCCAUCACCUUUCAAUGGAGAGACUAUAUUUGAGCUCAGCAAGAAAUCAACACAGAUGCAUGGCGAUUCAUGUUGGCGCCUGCCAAUUUUCGGGCGCACAGAAUAAACGUGUCCCUCGAUAUUCGGCUCUUACCAGCUACGACCGGCAACGGGAGCUCGUGUUGAGUCCAUCUAAGGCCUAACCGGUCCAAAAUUUGGUUAACAUUGACCCAAUGUUAGUUCCUCGAUUGUUUUCCCAUUGUUCGCAACCUCGCGCUUUUCUUUAUUCUAUUGGCCAUUGUUGGCAACGUUGUGCUUUCUUUUUUUUUUCAGCGUAAUACUUCCGUGUUUUCCAGUGAAUGGACCAUGUUUCCGCAAUAAUAACGUAGUGUACCGCACUCUUUUGUGUGGGACUGUCAAAGCCUGGCUAACUAAUAAGGACUAGAAGGGUGUUUUUUUUUUUCAUUUGCUUCGACACUGAAUGAUCGUAUGCAGGGUUUGUUUGUACGAUGCACGCUUGCCGCUCAUAAGGCUGUCCGCACCAUGCUGACAUACGACUGCGAGUAUGUUGUGUGACUCACCGUAACAUUGAUAUUGCCACCGAUACUUUUUUUUCCCAUACUGUUAUUGUCUGUGUGUUUGCAAGGAGUGUUAAUGAUUAUGUAUGUCAAAAAGAACCUACUUAAGACAUUCAAGUGCUUAUAUCAACUCUAAAACUAUCGCUGUUCACUCAAAGAAAUGUCGAACUUUUUUAUUAUUGUUUUGCCUGCGUCUGUCGUUUUCCAGGGAUCAGGUGUGUAUGUUAUGCAACUUUGACUGUCACGUUCACCACAGGUCUUUUUUUUUUUCACAUUAUACGCUCCUUUGUGGUUGUCAGCCUGUUUAUUACUGCCAGUGUUGUUCUUUAAUGUGGUUGCGAUAUUCUCAUAAUUUAUUCACGUCACGAAGAGGGGGGGGGGGGGGUAUUGUGAAGGCAUCGCUAUGGCAAGGGUGCUGAACGUCAGUGCAUGAUAUUACUCUUUGUUACACCUCUUUCUCGGUGUGUUUUACGUCGUGUUAUGUGGUUUUGUUGUUGUUCCAUUUUAUAAGUUGUGUUUUUCUCUGCGUUAGACGGGCUGCCUUUGUGCGCGUCUCAUCGCACCAAGAAUGUGUACAUAUCCAAGCCAACAUUAUGUUACGCUUGUUCUCAGCAAAGAGAGUGACAUGUUUUCUACAUACUCAUAAUGCUCUGUUGCUAUUAGUUUACUGAACAGCUUCGUACGCGUCUGAACGCAUGCGCAGAUGUUAUUGUAAGACCACUUAGUACUCUUACAACCAUUUUUCGUGCUUGUAUUAUUGUUUGCAAACGUGUGGUGACGUUCUUCAGUUGCAGCAUCGAUAUGGAAGCUGCCUUCCGAACUUGUUCGCUUCUUGUAAUGUCAUUUUCGGUACUGCUGCAGUCACCCUUAUUGUGUAAUAGGUAAGAGUGAAACUUUACAGAAACAGAACAUUUGAUUACAUAUGGCUUACUAACAGUAUAAUUAAUGAUGACGUAUGUACUGCAAAAAAAAAAUUAAACUUCAGGGGCAUGAGAGAACGUGGUAUGAAUCGUACGAACAACUGACUAUACAAAUGAAUUUUUUUCCAAUUUUUUUAAUUUACACGUAAAAGGUGACGCAAAUUCAGUCAAUUAUCUUUAAAAACCUCUGACUUUCCGUGUAAGGAACGGGUAGGUGUUUCACUUCUGGAAGUUUAAAUACGCGUAUAAUCAAUGGUAUUUGGGGGUUUAAUGGGGUUUUAAAUACGUCAACCUAUUUUCAGUCGUCAGAACGAUAAAUCAAAAAAGACAACAAAGCAAUGAGCAAGCGCAAUUCUAGUACGGUAAUUUAUAUCUGCGUUAAAACAAUGCCUGCCAUCGUAGUGUAAUAUGUACUGGGCCAUAAUAUAUACCGAAAUAUGGGCAAUACCCCUUUGAGGAUCAAUACACGUGUUAAUUCGCAAGAUUGCAUCCAAAACAUUUGCCCAUUGUUUUGGAGCGGGAUUAUCUGCAAUUCUACCUCGUCCUUGUUGCAUAUUUCAAAGUACGUAUUGCUUGGCGCAGGCCAUUUUUCGGUGUGGCGGCUAUUGGGUUAAUUACGUUCAGCGAAGUAAUUUGGACGUGGUUAGUUCUCGUGUUAUUUUCCGGUCAGGGGGAGCAAAAGAUCGGCCGGUUACCAGCUAAGCGUUAAUUUCCUCAUUAAUAUUCAUGGUCAAUUAUAGCAUGUCAAUUUAUUGUAGUUUUAUUUUUUUUCCUCCAUCGCUUUAUGCAAGCCAUGUGGGGCAAGCUGCCCCUUAGAUUUUCUUCGUUCUGCUAUUGUUGAACGCAGCUUCUGAUUGAACGCAAACACAGUACUGCAGAGUGCGUGGAGAAUUUGUGUAACGCCACAUCAAUACAUCAACCCUUAUUUCCCUCUAAAUAUCGGUGCGUCUUGUGGGGAUGGGUUCAGUCCGAUUGAAUUAUCGCAGUUAUUUUGACUGUAUUGUACAGUGCCUGUUUCACUAUAGCUCCUGGCGUUCAAAUGGAUUACGCGUGUGCUUCUUUACUUUUCGUCUUACAUGUGCGUUACUUUCUCUUGUGUGUUAUCCGGACGUCGCACUGUUAUGCUCGUCACGUUUGGAUGAGACGUACGGGGCUUGUGAGGAACGUGUCGUGUACGUGGUCUCUAGGCUGCAAGCCAUGUUCCCUUGUUCACAUGUGUUCGCAUCCUGAGCCCUGAGUGGUUGGUGUAGAGAGAAGAAAUAAAGUUCUUGACAGUAAGUUUCCCA